Rhineura floridana is the source of this 5751-nucleotide messenger RNA. RefSeq names its product TLR adapter interacting with SLC15A4 on the lysosome-like. Bases 200 to 1063 code for a protein of 287 amino acids. The record is from RefSeq and is a predicted model, not a curated record. The transcript has 2 exons. Gene Ontology annotation, biological process: regulation of toll-like receptor signaling pathway. NCBI's taxonomy places the organism in Eukaryota, Metazoa, Chordata, Lepidosauria, Squamata, Rhineuridae.
AAGAAAAGGACAGCCAUGUGGCUCAUUUGAGAGUUAACACUCAGAAAGUCUUUGAAGAAGGUAGAGACUAAGAAAUCUUCUGCAUCCAGUUUGCUUCUGUUUUCACGCCUGAUUUCACAGAGUAUGUAACUCCUGCCUUCUUACAAAGGAAUAUUACCUACACUACCAAUUAGACAGCCCGCCUCCAUUCUCAGCUAAAAUGUUGGCAGAAAGCAUUCUAAUUGGCAUUGCCUACAAAGAUGAACCAUCCAAGCCUCACCAAUGUCAGGCACUAAAAGCAGGUGGAGAAGAUCCUUGGCAAAAUCAGUUUAGAGAUGCAGAAGUAAACAGAGACUUCUGUUCAGAAUCCAAGAAGCAGGCCGCUGAGAAGAUGGUGGCAGCGUGUUGUGACCUGGAAAGAGGUCAAGAUGCUCACCAGAAGGCACCUAUGAAAGAAUGUAACAAUAUCCCUCAGUCGGAGCCUUGGUGCAUAUUGAGACAAGGGCAACACUGUGAACAUGAGCUGGAUCUGUAUAGAUCUUGGUCGAGCCAGAGCCUUUACCAGAAUUACCCUGAUCUGCAUAUCGCAGGAGAUCACAUAGCUGACCAUACAUGCGAUUCAGGUUGUAUCAUGGAGCAGACCUACAAUGAAUUGUCCGCUGGUCCUGUUUUGGUCUCAAAAGAUAUCCCGUUAGGGCAUUCCCCUGUAACUGAACUGCUGCAGAAAUCCAAGACCUGGUAUGGAGAAGAGAUUGGGGAGAAAAGCAUGACACUCCACAAGCAGCCCCUUUCAAACUCCAUGCUCAACAACUACAUGGAGGCAAAGAUUCAGGAACUCUAUAAGCAGUUUUUGGAAGAGAAGCUGACCAGGUGCGGUUCCAUAACGCACUUCCUGACAUCAAAUUUGCUGAUGAAUAAUAUCAGCGAGGUGAACUCCCAGCUGUCCCACGAAAAACAUGAUGACGCGUCCAAAGCAACACAGACUAUCUUGCACUCCUUAGCUCUGUUUGGUUUGCAAAACAGCAGUGAGUUUAGCACUCCGAAUUUACAAAUCUCAACAUCACUUUGCAAAAUGAAGACCUAAUGCAAUGUAGCAUGCAGCAUGACAAAUGCGCUGUUUCUAAAAUAACUCUUUGUUCAAGAAAUUAUCCUUUAAGGUGGCACAGGGCUCUUGCAGCAAAACCAGCAACAAACACCACUGCCUGUUUGGUGCCGAAUCUCCCUGGCCAUACAAGAUGAGUUUGUGCUGUAUGCAGAAAUUCGACACUGGGGUUUUCAAACAAAAAACAUUAAAACCUCUGCUUACUUAGGCUGCAAUCCAAUACACACUUACUGGACGUAAGUCCUCUUGAACCCAUUGGAGCCUACUUCUAAGUAGAUAUAUAUUGACUUGCAGCUUCCGCGUAUUAAUGGUUGUUUAUGGGCUGCUACAGACUUUCAAUACUAAAAAUGUCUGCUUUACACCCAGAGCCGGUGCCAGAGGGCAGCUAGGUUGGGCCCUGGCUGAGGGCCCCUGUGGCCCAGAGGGACCCCUAAAGGGCUCCUCCUUAGGGCGGGAGGGUGGUGUUCCUGUUCUGUGAUCUGCAGUAGUAUCAGAUCCUGCCACCCAACCCUGCUACAGAUCGCGAACCAGGCACCCCCUAAUAUAGCCAGGCUGCCCACACGCCCCACCUACCUCUUCCAUCAGUGUGAAUGCCGAGCACACUGUGCGCACAUGCCUGCCAUCACCCAAGAUGGAAUGUGUGCAAAAAUGCCACCAUCUUGGUUGAUGGCAAGCAUACGGGCUACAGGCGCAUGUCAUUCAUAAAAUAUGAGAAGUAAGUGGGGUGUGCGGAUGAGCUUAUUAGUCCCAUGCUGCCUGUAUCGGGGGGAGUUGGGCUAUGGCACCAAAGGCCCAGGGCAGGCUGGUGCCAAAGGGUUCAGUCAUGCCUGGCGCUGGCCCUGUUUACACCAUUUACUAUUAUUUAAAUCAGAUUUCUUAUCAUAGCAAAUAGGGUGAAGCUGCACAAAAUCUAGCUUCUGUGUUGGAUAUGUAUGUUGCUUCUAUUUAUAAUUAUGAUGAUUUACAUAGUAACAUGCACUGUGUUUUAGAGAAUACAAGAAAAUAGGGCCCUGUCCCAAUAUAGCUACAAUCUAAAAUUCAACCUCGGAGGAAGGAGAUGGAGGCAGGGGUAACUGGGAACAGUGAAGACUGGUCUGCUAGGGAUACUAGGGCACAGCCCUCUCAAUAAGAAUGUCAAGCAAUUUUUUAAAAAAAGAAAUCCCCCCCCAUAUCUUAAAGCCAUACACUCUUUCCUGUCCCACAAACAUUGUAUGCUUCUAUAUGAACUCAGAGAAGCUCUGCAAACAUUUCUGUCAAUCUACUGUUCUCUGGCCAAUCAGCUCUCUGCACCACUCAGGCAAUCCUAAUCCAAAAGUAUAGCUAUGGCAAGGAGGUCCCUCCUAUGUGUCUCUCUAAGCAGAUCAAACAUGUCACUGAUGUUUCCAAAGGAGUGCCUGCUUUUCAUCUUACUCAGCACAGCCAGUAUAGCAGAUUAGGGAGGAGUCUGCUUCAAAUACAGCCUGGUAGCCUCAGCCUAUAUCAGAAUCAUACAGUAGGUUGGUUCUGAGCAUGGUCAGAGCUGUUUCCCUGAAGCAUAUCUCUCCAUAAGUAACCAGAUAAGCAAGAUAAGAUAAGUGUUUUCUACGUGAAGGAGCUUUUGCUUUUAUUUCAUUUUUGGGACCUUGCUAGAGAGAGACACCAAGCACGCAAACAGUGACUCUCUUUCUAUAACAAAUAUCUAUUUUUUGCUUAACCAUUUUGCAUUUAUUUUUGUGAAAUGAGGAAUUGGGAGUGGGUGGUUUGUGAAUGUGUUGCAACAAACUCUGUAUUAACCAUUUCCCUGUGUUCACUCAUCUGUAAGAAAGGGUGGGAUAUACAUUCAGUAAAUAAAUAAAUAGCUGCAGCAUCUACUGGGUGGAGUAAGCCACAAGGAAUUCCAAGUUAUUUAAUUUCAUUUAAUAAAUUUGGAUAAUUUCAUUAUCCAAAAUAUUUUCCCCCCAGACUAUUUCCAGAAAAGGUGUGUGGAUCUGCUUCCAACAAGCCUUUCUCCUAGCUUGAGUUCAGAAAGGAAAAUGCAUGGUGCUAUUAUUUCUAGCUUGCUUUUGUGUGUGUUUUGUCAGUGAAUUUCUAUAAUGAAAUGUUUGGGCUCUAUGCAUCUCUGGAUAUGACUCUACAUCCUUUCUCAAACCUGGAAGAUAUUCUCCCUAAACUCAGACAUAAUGGAGGCUGAUUAUGAUCUAUCUGGUGUGGUGUACUUUGCACAUGAACAGAGAUUCUUACUUCAGAUAUUCAGGACUGAGCCAUGCAUUGCAAAUAUGUUGCUGCUAUAUUUUGAUGUGCCCUCCCUCAAAUGAAACCACUUUUUUUUGUGUGUGUAUCGGUUGAAAUACUUUGUUCUUUUACUUUACAGGAAAAAAAUGUUUUGGAUAAUGAAAAGUUAAAUUGAUUUUUUUGGGGGGGGGAGGAAAACUACAUUGUUAUAAGCCGCUCUGAGUCCUAUUGGAAAAAGGGCGGGGUAGUAAUAAAGUUUAUUAUUAUUAUUAUUAUUACAUGCAUCUGGAAGCAAGUGUUCCUCACUUGUAUAUAUACACUUGUAUAUAUGCAUACACACACACACACACACACAAUCCACCCCAUACUCACCAGCCUGGGAAAAGUUAUUUGCUUACUGUGUGGUAUUUGUUCUCAUGGUGCUACGUGUCUGUCCCUUGGCAGUGAGAUCUUUGCCAUUCUCACUGCUAUGCCAGGUUCUUGGGGAAAAAAUGUGGGCUGGGACUUUAGCUCCUUCAGGGGACACAAACAGUAGCAUUAUUAAUGGAAGGCAGAAAAUGGCUGGGUGGGUAAGAUACAUCCCCCUUUCUCACUAUAAAUUCCCCUGUCUAAUGCCAGUACAGCUUGCUAGUUCUUAGGAUUCACUGCAUUAAAAAAUAUAUAUAUCUUGAUUUCUAUCUGCAUUACAGGUUGUAGUGGUGUGUUCAUUUCACAUUUCCUAACUGUUGGUAUAGACAACCUCUCAGUCACAAUAUUGCUUUUAAUCAAUGUUUUGCUGUCUUUUUGUUUUAUGCUGGAUUUGUAUACUGCUGCCAUGACUCAUGUUCCUAUUUUGCAUUUUUAUUAUUUUUUUUAUUGAUUGUGUAUUUUUAUUGGUUUUAUUAUGUUUGUAAGCUGCCUUGAGCUCUGUUUUUAACUGUGGAAGGGAAGGAUAGAAAUCCUCUAAAUAAAUAAAUAUUCCAUAGUAUUGGAAAUAGAAUCUAGGCAUUUAAGACUGAAAAUGUAAGUUAAAAAAAAGAUUCCUCACAUCCUCCUCCAGGUUUUGAUAGUAAUCACUAGGCACAAAAACAAAACAACUGGACAAUGCAACCAUUAAUAUGUUUGAUUUGUAUAAUUAGCAAAUAGUUUGCAUGAUAUGCAAAUUAGCAAAUUAGCCUGCCCGUAUUUGUGGAACUGGAAUAUGGCAAGCCUACCAGUAGGGCAUGCAGCCCUUGGGCUGAAAAAUGUUCCCCAUCCCUGAGCUAGAGGCAAGACAAGUGGCCUGAGCAAGCUUGGCCACUUUGUUUCUGAGACCAAAGAGUGUUGACCAGGUGUUUUUUAUACAAAGGCACAUGAUCUUCUUUGGCCUAUCAGUACUUAUGAGACUUUCUCAAUCUGGUUACUCCUUUUGCAGGCUUCUCUGUGGGUAAGAGCUCAAGGCCAAACUACUUAAGGUUGCCAACUGUCUGGUUUUUGCCUGGAGACUCUGGAUUUUUGGGGUCCUCUCUGGGUCUCUGGGUCAGUCAGUCCGGACUCUCAGCUUUCAUUUUUUUUUAAAAAAGUAAGUUUCUAGGUGGUCUGGUUCAUGCGAUAUACACCAAAAAGUCAGCCCCUCCCCUCAACUUCUGUGAAAUAAUCUCUUAGCUGGCUGCUCUAACCCCACCCUUUCAGGUUUGUAGCCAAUAAGUGAAGACAGGGUUGUGAUUGACAAGGGAUUUCUGGGCCUCCAGGCAGCACCUAGACCCCAUUGCAAAGGUAGAAAACCUUUUGUUUUAUCCUGUUUGUCUGAAAAUCUCAUAAAUUGAGUAAGUAUGUAGCUUUCAGCAGUACCAAAAGUCUUUUUUUCUCUUGUGUGCAGGAGUCAAACAAGUUUAAAUUUUCCUGGGCUGUUGAAGAGGGCAAUGUUUUGAAAACCUUCCCAAUAUGAAGCUUUAAUCCAAUACUUGUUUUUUUAGGAAUAAUGCUGCAGUGCUAAUCCCACACACCUGGUAUAAACCCCAUUGAAUUCAAUAGGACUUACUUUUGAGUAGACAUAGUUAUGAUUGUGCUGUAAAUGAAUGAGACUUUUGAGCGAACAUAGCAAAGUUCUUGUGUUGUAAAUCUUUCUCUCCUGCUCCAAUCCUAUUUUUGAAGCAAUUAGGCAGGGCUUACAUAGGUAUCACUGCUUUUAUUAUGUAGGAAACUAAUACUGGUUUUUUUAAAAAAAUGUUCUGCAAUGAUCAAUUGGUUUUGACAAUAAACUAUUAUAUGGGGGUCUAUGUAUUUUUACAUCUCCAGUGUGUGUGUGUAUAUGGAAUCUUCCCAACAACUCUGUGAUGUAGGUUUGCUGAUUGGAAACCAAGGCAACUCACAAUAAGAAAUAAAUCAGUUUAAAAUCCAAUAACCAUAAAAAGCACAAACAGUUGCAAAACAGUUUAAAGUGGCAUGAUUCUGAAUUUUGGAUUGGGUGAGUGUUCCUUAUCACUUGAGGCUGCAGGUCU